This is a messenger RNA of Stereum hirsutum FP-91666 SS1, 1440 nucleotides long. RefSeq names its product Nucleotidyltransferase. Gene Ontology annotation, molecular function: mRNA binding; poly(A) RNA polymerase activity. The transcript has 5 exons. Gene Ontology annotation, cellular component: TRAMP complex; nucleolus. Gene Ontology annotation, biological process: RNA 3'-end processing. Bases 1 to 1440 code for a protein of 479 amino acids. The record is from RefSeq and is a predicted model, not a curated record. Lineage: Eukaryota; Fungi; Basidiomycota; Agaricomycetes; Russulales; Stereaceae.
AUGGCAAAGACACUGGAGGAGGCGCAGCUGGGAGAUGAUUUCAUUCCAUUAACAUUUGGAAGCGAGGAUGAGCAGGAUGCGCAGGAUGGGAAGAAUAGGAAGGAUGAGAAGGAUAGGGACACGGGUAAAAAGGCGUCUUGGGAUCGCGAUGACGACAGGGAUAGGGAUAGGGAUAGAAACAGGAGGGCGAGGUUCGAUCCAAACGAUGGGUAUAUGACCAAGAAGGAGCGAAUGGAUGCUGCGAGCAGGAAGGCGCCUUGGCUUGCGGACGUGGAUUGGGAAGGGUGCACAAAUGUGGCCCAGCUGUUGCAUAGAGAAGUUGAUGCAUUCGUGAGAUAUAUUUCUCCAACCCCGGUGGAGGAUGAGAUCCGGUCGCUGGUCGUGCUGCAGAUCCAACGAUGCAUAUCGAGUAAAUUCCCCGAUGCAAAAGUCAGGUCGUUCGGUAGCUACGAGACCAAACUAUAUCUUCCUCUCGGUGACAUCGACCUAGUGAUCAUUUCGAAAUCUAUGGCCUACUCCGACCGUGUCACGGUCCUCCACGCCGUCGCAAACACCCUUCGGACAGCAGGUAUAACGGACCGCGUGAGCGUGAUCGCGAAGGCGAAAGUCCCCAUCGUCAAGUUCGUAACGACCUUCGGCCGAUUUGCGGUCGAUAUCUCAAUCAAUAUGUCCAAUGGUGUCGAGGCCAUCAAUAUCGUGAACAACUUCCUCAACUCUGCCUCCCUCUCCGGUAUCUCAAACCCUACAGCCACCACAACCACCACAACCUCAGGCCCCGACUCCAACGCCCCCACUAACUCGAUUACCGCCGCGAGCAACCCAAGCUCGGCCCUCCGCGCCCUCGUCAUGAUCACCAAAGCCUUCCUCUCUCAACGGUCCAUGAACGAAGUCUUCACAGGCGGACUUGGCUCCUACGCCAUCAUCUGCCUCUGCGUCUCCUUCCUCCAACUGCACCCCAAGAUCCGGCGGGGCGAGAUCGACCCGUCGAAGAACUUGGGCGUGUUGUGUAUGGAGUUCUUCGAGCUUUAUGGGAUGUAUUUUAAUUAUGAGGAGGUUGGGAUCUCGGUUAGGGAUGGGGGGACUUAUUAUUCGAAGAGGGAGAGGGGGUGGGCGGAUUGGGGGAAUAAGGCGGGGUUGUUGAGUAUUGAGGAUCCGGCGGACCCGAGUAACGAUAUAUCGAAGGGAUCAUUCAAUAUCGGACGGGUGAGGCAGACGUUUGCGGGCGCACUGAGUAUCAUGACGGCGGCUGCGCAUCAGCAUGCUACCGUCCUUUCUGCACGAAGGUCGGGGCGGGCUGUCAACUUGAGGGGAUACGAAGAUCCAGCGGAUAUGAGUAUCUUGUCGAGCGUGUUGGGCGUCACUCAGGAGGUAUGUCUUUCUCCUCCCCACCCCUUUGUUUGCCUUCUGUCUCUCGUGUUUUCGUGUCAUGUGGGUGCGUGA